Messenger RNA from Sebastes umbrosus (honeycomb rockfish), 1864 nucleotides. Its product is annotated as kelch-like protein 10. Gene Ontology annotation, molecular function: protein binding. The record is from RefSeq and is a predicted model, not a curated record. Bases 74 to 1813 code for a protein of 579 amino acids. Lineage: Eukaryota; Metazoa; Chordata; Actinopteri; Perciformes; Sebastidae. The transcript has 5 exons.
GAAUCAGAUAGUCGGGAGAGAAACCUGCACCUUAGAUAUCAAGAUUAAAAAAUCCUCAUACUGAAAAGUAAAGAUGCCUGUGUAUAACGAGCUCCGUCUGGAGCAACAGCUUUGUGACGCGGUGAUCAGAGUGGACAAGGUUGAAUUUCACGUGCACAAGAUCAUCCUCUGCAACUGCAGCUCAUACUUCAAUUUUGCUUCCUUCCUGCCUCACAGAGCGCUCUUCACUCACUGGUCAAACUCAGGCAGUCGGGACUUUGACAUCCCCAAUGUGUCAGUUGACAUGAUGAAGCUCAUCAUUGACUUUGCCUACACUGACUCUGUUCCUGUAACGCAAGACAAUGUACAAGAGCUUUUUGUAGCAGCAGACCAGUUCAAUAUAAUGGGCAUCGUACAAGUCUGCUGCUCCUUUCUGGAGGAGCAGCUGACCCCCCAGAACUGCAUCGGCAUCUGGUGGUUCACAGGCGUCUAUUACACCCCUGAAAUGAACCACAAGGCCUUCCUUUUCAUGCUGAAUCACUUUGAGGAGGUUGCUGCCACCUCAGAAGACUUCCUGCUGCUCUCUGCGCAGGAUCUUGUUAAAAUCAUUGAUAAGGACCAACUCAAUGUGAAGCAGGAGGAAACAGUGUUUGAGGCCAUCCUUCGCUGGAUCGCCCAUGCAAGUGAGGAACGCAGAGAUUACAUCCCUCUGCUUUUGACUAACGUCAGGCUGGCUUUAAUGAGUCCAGGAUACUUGAAAGGCUGUGUGAGCAACAACGAACUGGCGAGGGCAAGCGAAGAGUGUCGACUCAUUCUCAACAGAACCCUGCAAGCCAUGCUUGACCAACAAACAAAGAGGUUCUCUGGCUUGGUCCGCCCACGACUGCCCACUGCCAUUCUGUUUGCCGUUGGAGGCUGGAGCGGCCGCAGUCCCACCAAUGCCAUUGAGGCGUACGAUGUCCGUGCUGACCGCUGGGUAAAUGUAACAAACAAUGAGGAGGCUCCCCGGGCCUACCACGGCUUGGUUUUCCUCGAUGGAUCAGUUUACUGUGUCGGUGGCUUUGACAGAGUUGAGCUAAACUCUGUGCACAGGUUUGACCUGGGCACGCACACCUGGCAUGAGGUGUCACAAAUGCACGUAAGCCGCUGCUAUGUCAGCGUAACUGUGUUGGACGGGUGCAUAUAUGCCUUGGGAGGUUAUGAUGGACGUGAGCAACUCAGAACUGCUGAGCGCUAUCAGCCCGGAAUCAACCAAUGGACUUUUAUUGCCACCAUGCAUGAGCAGAGGAGCGGCGCCAGCUGCACAACCCUCCAUGGCAAGGUGUACAUUUGCGGUGGCGUCACUUGGAGCGAGUGCCUGUCAUCAGCUGAAUGUUACAACCCAGAGACCGACCAGUGGACACUGAUCGCCUCCAUGGGCAACAGGCGCAGUGGAAUUGGGGUCAUCGCCUAUGCAGACCAUGUCUUUGCAGUUGGCGGUUUCAGUGGAACCAGCUUUCUGCAGACUGCUGAGAAGUACAACCCGCACACUAACACCUGGGACGAUGUGCCCUCCAUGCUGAGCUCCCGCAGUAACUUCGGCAUCGCAGUGAUCGAUGACCGUCUCUUUGUGGUCGGGGGCUUCAACGGCUUAACCACCACCCAUGAUGUUGAGUGCUUUGAUGUCAAAACUGGUGUGUGGUCUAAGGUGCAUGACAUGGCGGUCUCCCGCAGCACCCCGAGUUGCUGCGUGGUGUACGGACUCCCCAACUUGGCUGAGUACGCUGCCCGUCAUCACUGCCCACAACUGUCCAACGUGGAGGAGGAUGAAGUGGAAUGUUCCACCUGGCUAUGAGCUGUAUUGUUUUGUAAAUAAAUGUUAAUAAAUGUCUCUAUGAUCCACCUA